Molecule: messenger RNA, 1401 nt
Organism: Danio aesculapii
Lineage: Eukaryota; Metazoa; Chordata; Actinopteri; Cypriniformes; Danionidae
Gene: itm2bb
Product: integral membrane protein 2Bb
Exons: 6
Coding region: 92-856 (254 amino acids)
Biological process (GO): negative regulation of amyloid precursor protein biosynthetic process
Cellular component (GO): extracellular exosome; plasma membrane; Golgi apparatus
Molecular function (GO): amyloid-beta binding
Source: RefSeq, a predicted model, not a curated record
GCUGCUGAUCAGGAACCUUAACACUUUCAUUUUGCGAUCUCUCUGCUCUCUGUCGCACUUCUCACGGAAAAAAAGCAACUUACUUUUCAGAAUGGUUAAAGUUUCUUUUAACAAGGCUUUUGCCCUAAAGGAUCCAAAGAAGGAAACCCUCAUUAACGGAGAACAGGACCCUGAGGCAGUGGUGCCGGUGCGUCAUCAGUCUCGGGUGUGGUGCUGGUGCUUCUGUCUGGGAUUGACUCUUGUGCUUUCUGGCGUUGUGGUGGCAGGAGCCUAUCUGUAUAGGUACUAUGUGUUAGAGACGGACCAGGUGUUUGUCUGUGGGUUGAAGUACUACGAGGAAGACUAUGAGCUGAAUGAGGAGGUGGACUUGGAAAUUGGAGCACCGCUGAGGCUGAUUGAGGAGAAUGUCAGCUUUUUUGAAGAUGAUGAGGUGGAGCUCAUCAGUGUGCCAGUGCCAGAGUUCAAAGACAGUGAUCCAGCUGGCAUCCUGCACGACUUCACCAUGAGACUGACUGCUUAUCUCGACCUGAAUCUGGACAAAUGCUACAUCAUCACUCUCAACACCUCAGUUGUAAUGCCACCAAAGGACUUUCAGGAGUUCCUGGUCAACAUCAAGGAAGGAAUGUAUCUUCCUCAGACAUACCUGAUCCAUGAAGAGAUGAUGGUGACAGAGAAGCUUGACGACACCAGUGAUCUGGGCUAUUACAUCAAUAACAUGUGCAAAGACAAAGACACGUACAGACUGCAGCGCAGAGACACCAUUCUGGGUAUGCAGAAGCGCGAGGCUCUGAACUGCCACAAGAUCCGCCAUUUUGAAAACAAGUUUGUUGUGGAGACUUUGAUCUGUGAGCCAUGAAGAGCACAUGAGCAUCUCUGACAACAACAGCAGAUCUACAACACCAUCUUAACGCAGUCGAAUGCUUUCCUUCUGUAGCUGUUUAUUUUCAAGCUUUCUUCCAGUGACACAUGUUUGUUCUUAUCUGAAAUGUGAAUGUUUUCUACAUAGAGGUGUAUUAUGUUUUGUGUUUGUACAUGUUUGUUUUUCUUAAGCUAUUUUUGUGAAUUUCAGAUUAACUAAAGAGUUAUUUUGUGCACAAGAACAAAAAGGGAUUAGCAGUAACUACUUUUGGCUUAACUACAAAUCAGAUCAGGGUUUAGAAAGUGAUUAAUAAUUCAUUUAUUCCUAUAAAUUGAUCAAUUAGUUUGGUAAAUGAAAAGUCAUUGCUAUUGAUUAAGAAAUGCUUAAUGUAACCCAAAUACAACAAGUGAAAUGUCCUUUAGUUCUUGGCUGAUUUGUAUUCAAUAUACCGCCUGUAAGAUCCUCCAUUUUAUCCUCCAUCUUCAGUUCUUCAGUUUUUCAGAUACAAGCCUUAAAUCUAAUAAAACAAAAUUAUAACAAAA